ACAGCGCCUCUCUCGCUCUCUCUCUCUCUCUCUCUAGAUUCCUCUCUACUCAAAAAAUUCUCACUCUGUUUCAUUUUCAGAACUCCAAAUCCAAUUCAAUCAAUUCCAUUUUCAACUCUCUCUGAUUCUCAGAACCAAUAUCGAUUCCGAAAAUGGCCCUAGCAAGCACCAACACCGAUCAAUCCACAACCACCACUGCUUCAAAGAAACCCUCAAAAAAAUCUGAGAAUCUGAACCCUAACGUGCCUCAUCAUCGAAGCCCUUCUUCAAAGUCCCCUGCUUUGCGAUCUUCCAAGUCCAGUACCAGCAACCCAAUUGCGCAAUCCCCGCAGAACAAGAUCCGGCAGAAGAAGUUUGUGGUGGCGAAGAAGAAGAAGAAGAAUCAGAAGGGUACUCAAAACGACGCCUUUUCGUGCAAGUCCAAACACAAAGGUGGUGCCAAGUGUGUUUGUGUGGCGUACCAGACUCUGAGGGCUUCUCAGGAAGAGUUUUUCCUCAAAGAGAAGAAGGAUUGUGAUUGUGAUUUUGACGAAGAAGAAGAAAGAGAAGCAAAAGCUGAGAAUGCUAUUGAAAUCAAUGGAACAAAAAGUGAAACAGUGGCAGAUGAAGAAAAUGAAGAAAUGGAGGGUGGUUCUACUGUGAAACGAAGGAGAGAGAGGGAUAGGUUGUUGGAAGAGGCAAGGAAUAGUGUUCCUGAAAAUGGGUUUGGGAGGGUUAUGCAUUUGGUCAAGGCUUUUGAGAAGCUUCUCACUAUACCUAAGAGUUCAAAGGAGAAAGAUCACAAGGAGGAGCAUGAUAAUGAGCAUGAAGAGAAAGAGAAUAAGAGCAAGGUGAUGAAAUGGGCAUUGCCAGGGUUGCAAUUUCAACAACAUACUAAGGCACUUAAAGCAAGUACUGAAGAUGCUUCCGGUUCUGGUUCUUCUUCUUUUUGUUGUACUUCUGAUUUGGGCCAAGGGAUUUCAGUUUCUUCGUCUUGGGAUUUUAGCCGUGCAAGUGUGUCUAGUAGGAAUUCUGGGGGUAGAAGGAGCAGGAGAAAUAGCUCGGAGUCAUCUGGGACUUUUGGUGGGAGGAGGUGGAAGCAGAAGGAGAAGCUAAAAGUUACCAGGCAAAAACCAUUCAAGUUAAGGACUGAGCAUAGGGGAAAGUUGAAAGAGGAAGAGUUGGUGAAGAAAGUACAAGAGAUGAUGGCUGAAGAAGAGAAGAUGAGGAUACCAAUUGCACAGGGUAUUCCGAGGACAACAGAUGAACCUGAGUGCUUGUUAAAACCUACAGUUAAAGAAAGCACAAGGCCUAUUGACCUAAAGCUUCAUAGUGAUAUUCGGGCAAUUGAUCGUGCUGAAUUUGACCAACAGGUGGCAGAAAAAAUGAACUUCACAGAACAACUCAAGUUGGAAAAGGAAAGACAACAUAAGUUAGAAGAAGAAGAAGAAAUCAAGAGGUUGAGGAAGGAACUCAUUCCUAAAGCUCAACCAAUGCCUUAUUUUGACAGACCAUUUGUCCCAAGGAGGUCAACGAAGCAUCCAACCAUACCUAGAGAACCCAAGUUCCACAUACCCCAACAUAAGAAGAUCAAGUGUUUGGUGUCAAGGAAUGACAUGAACCGCUACUCCUCCUAUCUCAACUAAUCUUCCAAUGGUCAUUUGCUGAUAUGAAAUCAAUGAAUGCUUUCAUUUCUCCAUCAUUCUCUCCACAAUUCAAUUUUUUACAUGGGCAACUCAAUAUAUAGUUGCAAAUUCUUUUUUACCAAGUAUAUUUUAGUACACAUACUGUGACUCCAGGAGCAUCACAGUUGGAUAUAGAUGGUCGUUGCCAAGUAUCUUCCUUUCAUUGAAAUGAAAUGAAUUUACUUUGGUUUUUUUUUUUUUGUGAAUUUGUUAUUAAUUCAAUUAUAGAGAGAACAAGAGAAUUCAU
Molecule: messenger RNA, 1911 nt
Organism: Glycine soja
Lineage: Eukaryota; Viridiplantae; Streptophyta; Magnoliopsida; Fabales; Fabaceae
Product: protein WVD2-like 4
Exons: 8
Coding region: 153-1625 (490 amino acids)
Biological process (GO): mitotic spindle assembly; regulation of mitotic spindle organization; activation of protein kinase activity
Cellular component (GO): mitotic spindle; nuclear microtubule
Molecular function (GO): microtubule binding; protein kinase activator activity
Source: RefSeq, a predicted model, not a curated record